UGCAGUGAUGUUAGUCGGAGAUGUUGACAUACGCAUCGGGAAUUCGGCUUCCGUAGUAUCCUUCAUAUCGUUGAAAGAUAAACCCUCAGAAGCAGUCACCCUCGGAAUGUCGUGCCCGUACGAUGGUUUGGAUUAAUUCGCACUAAUAUACCUCAAAACCUGCACUCCACCAACAAGAUGGUACAACAAUUGUGCAAAACAGUUUUAAUAUUAGUGAAUCUCAGCGUUGCGCUCAGCAUUGCAAAAGCAUCCCUCAUUCACAUCAGUGGUCCAAGAAUAGCGGUCCAGUACAGCAAGAUACAGCUGCGCUGUAUGGCUUCCACCGGGCAGAAGCAUUUUCUUUGGUACUUUUCAUCCAACGGAUCUGGAGCAGCACAAUAUCCAAAGGAGCCACUCAGUUCACAUCCUUUCAGCGCGAUCCGAUUCGACACGCACGGAGCAAUGCUAACGAUACGAGCGGUGGAUAGGACACACGUCGGUAGCUAUCGUUGCUGUGCCACUGACACACUUUGCGCUACCAUGAGCCUGUUCGUGGUGUCCGCCACGGACGAUCCUUCGGAGCUGCGACCGACCGACAGCUUGGGUGGUGGUGUUGCUGUGCUGGACGUCCAAAGCGAUGGAACGUUCGAGCUGGCCAUCUUUCACGCACCGCUGCUCGAGGGAGAAAUUAGCCUCGAACGGGAGGCGGGCGCCGUACGGUUCUGUGAUCACUUUCGCCACCGUGCGGAAGAAUGUAACGAGCAGCGCACGAACGGUGUCGUGGCGUACAGUGUGCGCAAUGCAACGAUGGAGGCGAGUGCACAGUUUCAGGUUAAGAUAACGAACAACAAGCGGCUGGAAGUGAUGCAUCUGCACAUUUUAAUAAGUGGUAAACCUAUCGUACGGAUGGACACUUACUGUGUGUUAAGAAAUUUAAGUCACAUCAACUUAAGCUGUCAAGGAUAUGCUUAUCCGACGCCGAACGUUACCUUCACUUACACACCAUGUCUGCCGACGGCAAUGGACCGCUUAAGCGACAUUCAAAGGGAUGCCUGCGAGAAAAGCAUAACCGUACCGCAACACCUAGAACGCCUCUCACCCUUCAACCACACCACCAUCUUUGAGGUGAUCAUCCCUUCCUGGCCGGUACUAAAGCCCGGCAUCGUGUCCUGCCGGGCAUCGAACGGUGAAGGAUCUUCCUCGAUCGAAACGUUACUGUUUGUGCGCAAUUUCCACGAGCCAAUGCAGUUCCGUAUCGAAUCGCCCACCGAUGUGGUGCUGUACGAUGACACCGUGAACAUAACGUGCCAGGCGGACGUUUACAACUUCACCAACCAGCUCACUAUCCAUCACGGUGGAAGUAGCUUUCAUCUCGCCGGGGAACAGCUCGGCUACGCGUGGACGAUAACGUACCUGGCGCACAUCACAAACGACUCACAGAACGAGGUAGUUUGUGAAGGUCACCACAAGAAUGGGACACGGGUCCGCAGCACGCUCAAUCUAUCGAUCCAGUAUCCCUCGAAACCGCACGUUGUGAGUGUGAAUGAUUCGGUGAACGUAACGAUCGCGGACGGCGAUGCGGUACGGCUCGAGUGUGACAUCGACGGUACGCCUUCGCCCGACAUUGUGUGGUUUAAGAACGAUGCGCACCUGCGGCAUGCGCAGGGACAUUUCGUGCGCGUGGCGCUCGAUGAGGACGAAACUCGAGCCACUUACCGAUGUGUCGGUAGAAGCCGUUUGGGUAGGGCCACCAAAACGUGGUACAUUGUGGUUGAAGAAUCAAUGCAUUGGUUGCUGAUCGGUGGUCUGGGAGCGGGUGCUCUGAUUGCUUUGCUAGUGAUCGGUACGGUGGCGUGGAGCGUGGGAGCGUAUCAACAGCUGCUACACCGGCAGAUGGAUCUGGAAACGCAACUAAGGAUGAGUAAAGAGAACGUAGCGGACGAGCUCAUGACUGUACCGUUAAGUCAACGGAACCACAACACGCCCGGUAUGGGCUCAAGCUUGGUGCAUGAAGCCUGAAAGCAUCCCAUACGAUAGGACUUACUAUCAUGCUAUGAAGCAAUAGCAUAGCAUAGUAUACGUUAAACAGCUUUAAAAAAUUAUUAGGCUUACGUUGGUCUUAAGUGUAAGUACAACUAUUAAGCCACAGAAAGCCAAUCAUAAUAAAGACAGUACGAAAUGUGAUUACAAUCCAGCUAAAAGAGACGUUUGUUUAUUCAUUAACCGCAAACCGCUAAAGUUGUGAUUAAGGGUAAAUGAAUACGCCAGAGAAGAAGAUAGACAAAACAUUAAUAAAAUAUAAUCCAAACAGAGCCGAAGUAAACAAAUUAAAAUAAUAAAUAUUCAUAUGUUUCAAACAUUUUAGAAAAGAAAAAGGGUUAAACAAUACAAUAAUAAUUAUAAACAGUAGAGAUUCUUAAGUCCGGAGACGCAUUGUGCAGGGGAAUCGAGCUUACUAUGAGCUUCACCGACUGCUGAGAUCCAGAAGACUUCGAGCCCGCACGAAAUGUGAGAUAUAUCCCACAUUGAUUCGCCCGGUGGUCCUCUACGGACACUAAUCCUGGACCAUCCGAGCGGAGGAUGCAAACGCUCUGGGCGUUUUUGAGCGAUGCAUCCUCCGGACCAUCUUUGGCGGUUUGUUCGAGCAUGGAGCGUGGAGGAGAAGGAUGAGCCACGAGCUUGCUGAGCUGUACGGCGAACCGAGCAUCCUGACGGUGGCGAAGGCUGACAGAAUACGAUGGCUAGGGCAUGUCAUGAGGAUGCCGGAUCCAUGCCCCACCACGAAGGUGUUCGACAGCGAUCCUCUGUUCAGUAUAAGGCGCAGGGGAGCACAACGAACUCCAUGGCUAGACCAGGUGAAGCGAGACCUGACCGAGAUCGGGUGUCUACAUGGAUGGGAGGCUGCAGUCAGGGACCGAGCAUCCUGGAGAAUGAUUGUUGACCGGGCCAUGACACAUCGACGUGCUCUAUCGUGAGCAGGCCAACAAGAGAUAGAGAGAGAUUCUCAAGAAGAUAAUUUGCAUUUUCUUCGCCUAACGACUUACACAGUUAUAGUGGCUUAUACAAGCAUAUUGCACUUUUUUGCAUCACCGUUUGGAUGGAAAUAGAACAAUCUUCAUCAUUUAUUUUUCUUUUCUUUUUUCUUGUCCAUCUUUGGGGGAUGAUUUUGAAUAUAGAUAAAAAUAAUUGUAACAUUAUUACAGAGCUAUAUUGAAACAUUAAUGGGAAUAAAAUCGUGUCAGAUCGUACGCAUGAACAAUCUGUCUCCAUCAUGAAUUCAAAUCCCGAUUUCACCUAGCUCUUUAUACGCAGCUCUAUAUUCCACAACCAAUGCAAUUAAAGAAAAUCCAUUUAUGGUUCACAAUUACUUUCAUUUUAACAAAAUUACAGAUUCACUGAGAUCACUGAUACUAAGCAAGUCCCAAAAGUCUCUAUAGGGCGGCAUGUCCACGUAGAAGUUUGCGCCAAAUAGAAGAAA
Anopheles coluzzii is the source of this 3457-nucleotide messenger RNA. RefSeq lists its product as uncharacterized. Lineage: Eukaryota; Metazoa; Arthropoda; Insecta; Diptera; Culicidae. The transcript is spliced from 7 exons. The coding region runs from base 178 to 1998 and encodes 606 amino acids. The record is from RefSeq and is a predicted model, not a curated record.